This is a messenger RNA of Acomys russatus (golden spiny mouse), 961 nucleotides long. RefSeq names its product zinc finger protein 582 (gene Znf582). Gene Ontology annotation, cellular component: nucleus. Gene Ontology annotation, biological process: regulation of transcription by RNA polymerase II. NCBI's taxonomy places the organism in Eukaryota, Metazoa, Chordata, Mammalia, Rodentia, Muridae. The record is from RefSeq and is a predicted model, not a curated record. Gene Ontology annotation, molecular function: DNA-binding transcription activator activity, RNA polymerase II-specific; RNA polymerase II cis-regulatory region sequence-specific DNA binding.
CUGUUUGGCAGACGACUGGGAAAUCCAGACGGAAAUGCCAGUCCGGUGUUAAUCAGUCAUGAAGAAAUGCCUGCGUCAGGCCAGCAAGCAUCUCUUUCUUCCUACCAGACAAACUCCUCCAGACAUUACAAAAUGCAAAAAAGACUUCUGGCAAGAGCAACCCUUUAUUAACCAAGGGAUGCACACGAAUGAGAUACCCUAUAAUAAAUGUAGGGAGUGUGGGAAGGCCUUUAAAUAUGGUUCCCGACUAACCCAGCACAAGAGUAUCCAUUCUGGCAAGAAGCCUUAUCAGUGUCAAGAAUGUGGCAAGGCCUUCAAUUCCGGUUCAAAUUUCAUCCAACACCAGAGGGUUCAUACAGGUGAGAAGCCUUACGAAUGUAAAGACUGCGCUAAAGCCUUCAGUGGAAGCUCACAGUGAUUGAUUGAGCAUCAGCGAGUCCAUACCAGGGAGAAGCCCUACCAAUGUAAGGAAUGUGGCAAGGCCUUCAGUCGGAACUCACACCUUAGAGGACAUCACAGGAUUCAUACUGGUGAGAAGCCCUAUGUGUGCAAGGAGUGUGGGAAGAUCUUUAGUCAUUGGUCUCAGUUGGCUCCGCAUCAGACCCUUCAUGGCGGCAAGAGACUCUUUGAAUGCUAAGAGUGCGAGAGGGCUUUUAAUCAAGGAUCCACUCUUACUCGACAUCAGAGAGUUCACACUGGAGAGAGACCGUGUGAGUGUAAGGCAUGUGGCAAGACCUUCAGAGUGAAUUCGCAGCUUACGCAACAUCAGAGAGUUCACACUGGAGAGAGACCGUGCCAGCGUAAGGUCUGCAGUAGGGCCUUCAAGCGGGUCUCACAUCUCUCGGCACAUUACAGAACUCAUGCGGGUGGCAAGCUGUACGGGCGUAAGGAGUGCGAGACCGCCUUUGGCUAUUCAUUGCUCACAACUGAUGCAUUCCAAGGAAAAGCCCCACAAGUAUAA